Molecule: messenger RNA, 3918 nt
Organism: Trichomonas vaginalis G3
Lineage: Eukaryota; Parabasalia; Trichomonadida; Trichomonadidae
Product: UDP-glucose:glycoprotein glucosyltransferase family
Exons: 1
Coding region: 1-3918 (1305 amino acids)
Cellular component (GO): endoplasmic reticulum
Molecular function (GO): UDP-glucose:glycoprotein glucosyltransferase activity
Source: RefSeq, a predicted model, not a curated record
AUGUUAUCGUUCCUCUUAUUCUCUCUUGCAACAAGUACAUUUAGACCCGACCAUGAGGUUGUAAUGAGUGUAGUUGCACCAUGGGAUGAAACUCCUCUCUUUGAACAUAUUUUAUUCUUUAUGACUGAUUUCUCUUCUGAAAUGGCUACGCAAUUCCUUAGAGACAUCGUCAAAAAUCACGAUCAACUUAACAAUGAAACAUUUAUUUGGGAAACGGCCUUUAGAAUCCUUCCAAAAUUCCAUCACGCAUUUUUGAAAUCACAAAUUAGUAUUGGAUUCUAUACACCACGUGGUGAAAUGUACAGAGAAAUGGCUCGUACAAAAGGCGGCUCUAACUAUAAUGACUUAAUGAUUAUUGGUGAAAAAUUAAAUACAUUUGGAAUUCUUUGUCAUUACUUACCAAGCGAUGAUCUUGAUGUUCAACCUUUCGAACUCCAGUAUGGCAUUCCACAGUCAAUUGUUUAUGCCAAUAUUUACAACAAAGAAGUCGCUGAAUACGUAAUCAAACUUAUCGAUGAAAAUAUUCCAUUCUCUUUCCGCCCAACAUCUAAGACAGGUAAGUUUGGUGUUAACCUCCGUGGCUUUGGUAUUGAAAUGCGUCCGUUCAAGUAUUCCAUGGAAUACGGUGUUAAAGAUUCAAUCGUUCUUGAAUCUUCUAAGGAAGUCAGCCUCCAUAAAGAUGAAACAACCGAAAAUAUCACCGGAAUCCCUGAAUCUUACUAUGAUCUUCUCAAAGAAGAUAUGUUUGCCGAGAAAUUCACAUCCUGGCUUGAAAACCAUAAUGAUACAAGCCUUGUUAAGCGUAUGCGCGACUUUACAAACAAUUAUCCGCUUUACAUCAACGAAAUUCUCAAAACAAACAUUUCUAAUUCAUCAAUUGGCAGUCUCGAUCAAUUAUAUCGUAUGAGAUACAACGGACAGACUCUUUCUAGUCUUAAUGGUCGCGUAUUGUCACUUCCAAAUUUGGAUAUAUUUACUCUCAUCGAUGUCAUCAAUAAAGAGCGUGUAAGUCGUCAGAUUCUUACUGAUGAGUUCAAGCUCAAUGAAACUCAGCUCGACGUUAUCUUCAAAUCGUACAAAGAAGAUUCCAGAUCAAUUUUCUUUGAUACACGCAGCAAAUACGUUCACUAUUACAAUGAUGUCAUGACAGAUCCUCAUUUUGAUGAUUAUACUGACGAUUUCUCCAUUUUCUACACUCCAUUAAACCAAAUGCCAAGAGUUCGUCGUCCACUUGCACAAUAUGUCCUCUACAUCGAUCCUACAACCAACAAUGGCUUCACCGAAUUAUACUACGCUACAAAUCUUAUUGAAGAAGGAUAUACAGUCAAUUUAGGCCUUGUUCCUUACUUCAAUUUGGGAUCUAAGCUUUCAAAGCGUAUUGCCUUUGCCUUCCACCAUAUUGCCAGAAACGUAAAUAGCUCAGAAGCCAUUCAAUUCUUACUUGAUGCUCAUUAUGUUCUUGGCGUUGACAUGGACUCAAGAACUCUCUAUCCAACAUCGCCAGCAACAUACAAGGCUGCUUACCAACUCCAUGCAAACUCUAAAUGUUUGAAAUGGGAUGAAUUAUAUAAAUUGUUCGCAGGAUCUCCGGAACUUGACGCCAUCCUUGAUACUAUAUCCUACAUAAAGAAUGCACAAAUCGCUAUCCCAUGCUCUUAUAUGAAUGGAAAGAAAGUUGAAACCAGUAAUGGCAUGAACGUCAUUUAUUAUCACGCUCAGACCGCAAUUACCGAACUCGCUGGACUCAUUAGAAGAUUCCGAAUCACAAAAGAUGAUGAUUUCGACGUUUUUGAUAUCAUAUCAAGAAGAUAUUUCGUCGCGAAGUCAUUAAACGAGGAAGUAUUGUAUUCAACACCAAAGUCUCUCAAGAUUUCCACCCUCACUUACGACAGACAACUUGAAUACAUCGAUUUAAUUUCAAAAACUAAAUGGGAUUACUCCAACGAAGGCAGACUUACCAACUAUUUCUUCCUCUUCUGCAAUGACUCCGUAGAUACAACUACUUUCUUCGAUUUUGCAAAGAGAAAGAGAUUUAAUUCCGCCCAGUUCAAGGUUAAUCCAGAAAUUCCAAAGAAUUUGAGAUCAAUAUUCCCAUCAAGUAACUCCACAUGCUCUCUUGUCGUCAACGGAAGAGUUUACGAAGAUAUUGAUCCGAAUGAUUUCGAAUUUUACCAAUUAGCCGAUGAUUGGAACACCUAUUUCAUCUUAGAUGGUCUUUUCGCAUUAGAUCAGUCCGUCAAACGUAGAAGAGUUGAAUGUUUAGCCUAUUCAUCUUCAUUAAUCAUUGAUUGGAUGGCACAAAGUGUUGUUAGAAGGCAUGAUUCAGAUGAUUUCUUCCAAGUCAAGAACCCUAUGAUCUACGCAACCCAGAAUUCCACUUCAGAUAUCGUAUGGGAAUUAGUUGUUGAUCCUUUGACGAGAGAAUUCCAACGAAUCGCUUCCAUUAUCAACUGGGUUGAGAAGAACAACCUCGCGCAGAUCCGUCUUUGCUUAGUUCUUCCAUUUGCUUUGAAUGAUUCUUUAACAACACUUACAACGUACUACAGAAGCGCUCUUGAUGAAGAUAUCGCAGUAUUCACGAUGCUCAAUGACACAACAACCUAUUCUGCUAUGCCAGAUAUGCCAAUGUCUUGGGUUUACGAAUCAAUGCGCGCUUCCACCGAUUUGGAUAACAUUUUGUUAUCCCAAUUGAAGACACAUUCACAGGAAGGAGUUUAUGUACUCACAAAUAUCCUUUUGGAAGGAAAUUGCCAAACUUCGGAUUAUCAAACGGCCGAAGGUACUGAAUUAGCCAUAGAAAAUGAAAUGGGUGAAAGACUAAGCGAUACAACAUCCAUGAUGAACGGAUAUUUCCAGUUACAAGCUAAUCCUGGAAAAUUCAAUAUUGAAAUCGGCGGAGCUAGAUCGGCUUCAAUCUUUGAGUUGCCAAAGACAACAGUAAUCAUUGGCAGCUUCGUUAACCCAGUUGCUAAGAUUCUUUUGAAUUAUAGACCUGGCAAAGAGGGAAUGAAGGCAAAUAACGUCACGGCAAGUGGUGAUUUCGCAACAACUGAUAGAGUUGAUGUAUUCUCAGUAGCUAGUGGUCACUUGUACGAAAGAUUAAUGAAGAUUAUGAUGUUAUCUGUCAGAAAGCGGUCAACCCAUAACGUAAAAUUCUGGAUUGUCAAGAACUUCCUUUCCCCAACAUUCAAGGCUACUUUGCCGAUCAUGGCCGAGAAAUAUAAUUUCUCUUACCAAUUAGUAUCGUAUAAAUGGCCAACCUGGCUCAGAGGACAAGUCGAAAAGCAGAGGAUUAUCUGGGGCAACAAGAUUUUGUUCUUGGAUACCAUCUUCCCGCUUGAUUUAGAAAGAGUUAUUUAUAUUGAUGCCGACCAAACAGUCAGAGCUGACUUAAACGAGCUUAUGAGGAUGGACUUCCAAGGUGCUCCAUACGCAUUCACUCCAAUGUGCAAUUCCAGGAACGAAACCGAGCCAUUUAGAUUCUGGAAGCAAGGAUACUGGCUUAACCACCUCCAGGGCAAGCCAUACCACAUUUCCGCAUUAUUCGCAAUCGAUCUCCUUAAAUUCAGGCAGAUGGCCGCAGGAGAUUUGUUGAGAUACCAUUAUCACCAUCUUUCAAGUGAUCCUGGCUCACUUGCAAACCUCGACCAAGACUUGCCAAACUACGCCCAGCACCAGAUACCUAUUUUCUCAUUGCCACAAGAGUGGCUUUGGUGCGAAACAUGGUGUUCGGACGAAACAAUGGCCAAGGCUAAGACAAUCGAUCUCUGCAACAACCCAUUGACUCACGCUCCGAAAUUACACAUCGCUCAGACUAGAAUUGAAGAAUGGCCGGGAUUGGACGAAUUGGCUAGAAAUAUCUCGGCAGGACCUGAUGAUUAUCAGUACAAAUUCUUUAAGAAACAAGAAACUGAAUAG